Molecule: messenger RNA, 1712 nt
Organism: Bufo gargarizans (Asiatic toad)
Lineage: Eukaryota; Metazoa; Chordata; Amphibia; Anura; Bufonidae
Product: cystatin-F-like
Exons: 4
Coding region: 258-725 (155 amino acids)
Biological process (GO): positive regulation of myelination; immune response; negative regulation of microglial cell activation
Cellular component (GO): Golgi apparatus; late endosome; lysosome
Molecular function (GO): cysteine-type endopeptidase inhibitor activity
Source: RefSeq, a predicted model, not a curated record
ACAUAAUUAGGCAAUAUGGUAAAUAUUCCAAUAGAUAUUCCGUAUCCCUAUAAUUUAUUUGUAACCAGUCUUAUCUAAUGAUCUCUAUGUGAGCGCCUCUCAGUGUCAGUGGUCAGGGUGGUUAACAGGGCUGCGCAUUGCUAGUAACAGGAAGACUAUGGUACAAACCAGAAAGUUUCCACACACAAACUCAUCUUCCUGUGAGAGUCUUACAUACUCUGCAGCCUCAUCAGCUCCUCUGAGAACUACAAGACAACAUGGCUGCUCCCUGGAGCCCUGUGAUCCUCCUAUUCCUAGCAGCCACAGGUUCACCUGGGACCUUCAGCGACACCCGCUCAACCACUGUAGACCCUGGUUUUCCUAGAAAUGCCAGCACUAAUGACCCUGAAGUUAAGAAAGCAAUGAGGCUAACUGUUUAUGCCUUUAAUAACAUGUCCAAUGAUGUCUAUCUCUCUAAAGAGUUAGAGAUACAGAAAGCCAUGAUACAGGUUGUUAAAGGAAUUAAAUAUAUGUUACUGGCAAAAUUGGCAAGAACAGUUUGUAAAAAGAACACGGAAUAUAUUUUGGAUCAGUGUGAAUUUCAAAAAGAGCCUUUGAAAAAAGUGUUCACAUGCUAUUCCGAGGUAUGGAAGAUCAGCUGGUUGCACUUCGAAAAAGUGUCUGUCCUAGAGUGCAGUCAGGCUCCAGCUAGACCAAGAACUCAAGACCACAGACAGCUGCUUUAGCAACUUCUAGCUGCUGUUUGAAGACCAGCUUGGUUGAAGAAAAAAAACAUAAAUACUAUCUAAAAAAUAUAUGUCUACAUAUCCACAUGAGCUUAGGGUACUUUCACACUUGCGGCAGAGGAUUCCGGCAGGCAGUACCAUCGCCGUAUAUGCCUGCCUGCAUGCAAACUGAUGGCAUUUGUCAGACGGAUCUGGAUCCUGAUCCGUAUGACAAAUGCAUUGAAAUGCCGGAUCCGUCUCUCCGGUGUCAUCGGAGUCAUAAAGACUGAACUGAAGACAUCCUGAUGCAUCCUGAACGGAUUGCCGGCCAUUCAGAAUGCAAAGGGAUAUGCCUGAUCAGUUAUUUUCCGGUAUAGAGCCCCUAGUGAGAAAGUCGCUUUAGAAGAUAUAUGCACAUGAACCUAUACUUUAUGCCAACAGCGUUCCAGCUUUCAAGAAAACUCCUCUUGGGAUGCGGUGGAUUUAUACCUGCAUUUCUCAGUUGGAGAUUUGCUGACAAUGAUACCUAAUAUCACAGACUAUUCAUGUACUUGUCUAUAAUAAAACAAAUACAUGUUUUAUGGUGAUUAAAUACUAAAUGUGUAUUUGAAUAUAAAUGUGUAUUUGAAUAUAAAAAUAUAUAUUUUUUAAAUGUGAGUUUUCCUAUGGCGAACAACUGAAAUUGUGUUGGGACUUUGACGUCUUUAGGCAUCCUUCACACAACAUUUUUGCUUUUUUGUUUUUGAGUUAAAAAAAAGUAUUUAGAAAUGUUUUUUUUUUGGUUUUUUUUGUGUUUUUAUACAUGCGUUUGUGGCAUUUUUGUUUCUAAAGGGGUUGCACAAUCUGGACAUUUAUGGCAGAUCGUGCGAAUAUGCCAUAAAUGCCCAGAUGGGAAUGGGAAAGUAUGUCAGUGAUGUAAAUUUCUCUGUAUAUGUGUAUUAAAAAUCUACUGUAAGAGCAUGCUGUGAUUUAAAAAAAAAAAAAACACCAUGAACCAAAAAUAAAUAU